Messenger RNA from Dinoponera quadriceps, 3384 nucleotides. RefSeq lists its product as uncharacterized. Gene Ontology annotation, biological process: fatty-acyl-CoA biosynthetic process; long-chain fatty acid metabolic process. The coding region runs from base 113 to 3355 and encodes 1080 amino acids. Gene Ontology annotation, molecular function: long-chain fatty acid-CoA ligase activity. The record is from RefSeq and is a predicted model, not a curated record. Lineage: Eukaryota; Metazoa; Arthropoda; Insecta; Hymenoptera; Formicidae. The transcript has 15 exons.
AAGAAUUCCUGCAGUGAAAUUUCAAACUUGAAGCAAUUGCAACCAUAUUUGUGAUUCUUUUAAACUUAGUAACAAGCUAGCUGUAACAUACGCAACUCUCCAGUUCAGUAACAUGACUUGUCAGGUAAGCAAGAAAAACGAAACUAAACUUCCGUUUAAAAUAGAAGAUGACGUCUUGAUAGGCGAGGAAUGCUCAAACAAAUACGAUUGCAUAAAUGUAGGAGAAUUAAUCCUAAAUGCAUUCAAAACAAAACCGGAUUUAAUUGGACAGAUAGAUGCGCUGACAGGGAAGCAAAGCACAUUCCAACAAAUGAGAGAAAAGAGCGUGAAGUGUGCUUUAUGGCUGAAUAAGCAGGGAAUUAAUAUGAACGACGCAGUUGUGACGUGCACGCAAAAUCAGUUGCAGGCUUACGUGCCGUAUCUGGCAUCCUUAUAUAUCGGUGCCUUAAUAAAUCCGUGGAACGAAUCUAUCGGCCAAAGUAGUGUAGAGCGCUACCUUAAGCUAAUUUCACCGAAGGUGAUCUUCAUUAACGGCGACAAAGCCACGAUGGUCCAUAAAGUCUCGAUGAAGUUGCAAAUUUCCCCAAAGAUCGUGGUUUACGACGAGGUCGAAGGCUUCGAGUCGCUUGAAUCGAUCUUGGACGGACAUUUCGACAAGGCCGAGAUCGACGGGUUCUCUUGUACAUUGAAGAACACACAGGAUACCGCGUUGCUGUUGUUAUCUUCCGGCACGACUGGCCCCCCCAAAGCCGUGGAAAUAUCUCAGACGUUAUUUACAAAUUCGGGGAACGGACAAUCGCCCGUCGUAACACCCGGUAGCGUUGGCAUGUGGUUCGGAUCCUUAAGUUGGAUCACAAGUGUGUUUCUAACUGUUUUUACUGUACUCUCGUAUUCGACAGCGAUCAAGUUCACAGGAUUCGACGGCGAGAAAGUGAGCCAGAUGAUAGAAAAAUACAAGGUGAACUGGAUGUUAAUGGAAACUAAUAUGUGCAACCAUUUUUUGAAGUCUAACGCUUGGAUAAAAUAUGAUAUCUCUUCCUUGAGGCAAAUCACAUUCGGCGGCUCGACAAUUAAACUUGACGUUCACAAGAACAUUAUAAAAGCCCUGCCGGAUAUUUCUAUUACGACGAUGUAUGGCAUGACCGAGAUAGGAUUGAUCUCUUGCCAAACAGACACCGGAAAGAUCGGGUCCAGCGGUUAUGUAUGUAAAAACGCUCGUGUAAUAAUCGCCGAUUUGGAAACUGGGAAACCGCUAGGGCCCAACAUGCAUGGUGAGAUCUGCGCCAAGUCUCCGUCUGUUAUGAACGGCUAUUACAGAAAUCCCGAAAAUACCAAGGAUGCAUUUAACGAGGAUGGAUGGCUCCAUACCGGAGACAUAGGCUACUACGACGAGGACGGCGAUAUAUUUGUCGUCGAUCGAAUUAAGGAACUUAUCAAAUUCAAAGGUCAUCAUGUUUCACCGAUGGAGAUCGAAGCCCUGUUGCAGAGCCAUCCAUCUGUGUACGACAACGCCGUAAUCCCUCUGUCGCAUCCUUUUGACGGAGAGCAUCCGAUUGCGUUCGUCCAGAAAAUACCAGGAAAAGAGGUAACAGAAGAAGAGCUGGAACAAUUGGUAGCUAAGAACGUGGAUGAUCACAAGAAAUUACGCGGUGGUGUGGUGUUCGUAAAAAAUUUGCCGCGUACUUCCAACGGGAAAACCGAUCGGAAGGAACUUCGUAACAUGGCAAGAACUUAUGCGAAAGAAAAAGCUAAAUUCCCGUUCACAAUGGAACAUAAUAUCUUGAUAGGCGAGGAAUGCUCAAGCGAAUACGAUUGUACAAGUAUCGGAGAAUUAAUCCUGAAUGUACUCAAAGCUAAGCCGGAUUUUAUUGGACAGGUGGAUGCGCUGACAGGAAAGCAAAGCACAUUUCAGCAAAUGAGAGAAAGGAGCGUGAAGUGCGCAUUGUGGUUAAAGGAACAGGGAGUUAAAGCAGGCGACAUAAUUGUAUCAUGCACUCAAAACCAGUUGGAGGCUUACGUGCCAUUUCUGGCAUCCUUUUAUAUCGGUGCCCUCGUGAAUCCGUGGAACGAAUUUGCUGGCCAAAAUAGCAUAGAACAUUUCUUCGGGCUAACCUCGCCGAAGGUAAUCUUCAUUAACGGUGAUAAAGCCACGACUGUUCUUGAUGCUUCGAUAAAAUUGCACGUUUCCCCGAAGAUAGUGGUUUACGAUGAGGCCGAAGGCUUCGAGUCGCUUGAAUCGAUUUUGGACCGACAUUUCGACAAGGCCGAGAUCGACGAGUUCUCCUGUACGUUGAAGAAAAACAUACAGGAUACCGCGUUGUUGUUGUUGUCUUCUGGCACGACUGGCCUUCCCAAAGCCGUGGAAAUAUCUCAGGUGUUAUUGACAACUCCGGCGUCUAAGCUAAUACCCGUAAAAGUACCUGGUAGCGUUGGCAUGUGGUUCGGAUCCUUAAGUUGGAUCACCGGUAUGAUAUUGACCGUUGAUGCUAUACUUUCGUACUCGACAGCGAUCAAGUUCGCUGGAUUCGACGCUGAGAAAGUAUGCCAAGUGAUAGAGAAAUACAAGGUAAACUGGAUGUUACUGGAAACUAAUAUGUGCAACCAUUUGGUGAAAUCGGGCGCUCUGACGAAAUAUGACAUUUCUUCCUUGAAGCAAAUAAAAUUCGGCGGCUCGGUAAUCAGACUUGACGUUCACGAGAAUAUCAGAAAAGCCCUACCAGAUGUUUUUAUUACGUCAAUAUAUGGCAUGACUGAGACAGGAUUGAUCUCUUGCCAAACAGAUAACGGAAAGAUCGGGUCCAGCGGUUAUGUAUGCAAAAACGCUCGUGUAAUAAUCGCUGAUUUGGAUACCGGGAAACCGUUAAGGCCUAAUAUGUAUGGUGAGAUCUGCGUCAAGUGUCCGUCCAUCAUGAACGGCUAUUACAGAAAUCCUGAAAGUACCAAAGAUGUCUUUGACAAGGAUGGAUGGUUCCAUACCGGAGACAUAGGCUACUACGACGAGGACGGCGAUAUCUUCGUCGUCGAUCGAAUUAAGGAACUUAUCAAAUUCAAGGGUCAUCACGUUUCUCCGGGGGAAAUCGAAUCCUUGUUGCAGAGCCAUACAUCUGUAUAUGAUAACGCUGUAAUCCCUCUGCCACAUUCUUUUGACGGCCAUCAUCCGAUUGCGUUCGUCCAGAAAAUACCGGGAAAAGAAGUGACAGAAGAGGAGCUGGAACAAUUGGUAGCCAAGAACGUGGAAGAUUAUAAGAAACUACGCGGUGGUGUGGUGUUCGUAAAAGAUAUACCGCAUACUUCCAACGGAAAAAUCGAUCGGAAGGCACUUCGUAACAUAGCGAAGACUUACGCGAAAGAAUGAAAUCGCAUAUAUCAAUUAUCCUACGUUGU